This is a messenger RNA of Paramuricea clavata, 1686 nucleotides long. Lineage: Eukaryota; Metazoa; Cnidaria; Anthozoa; Malacalcyonacea; Plexauridae. The record is from the annotation of a GenBank genome assembly.
AUGGACGGAGAGCAAUGGCUACUGCCACAUCACCCUAUAAUCAAUUCGCACAGACCACUGCCAAGAGUUGUUUUCGAUUCCGCUGCCAAACACGACGGUGUUUGUCUCAACGACUGCCUUGAGAAGGGGCCAAGUCUUCACAAUGAUCUUCCGAGCAUUUUGUUACGAUUUGGUGAAAAGCUCUUCGCACUUGUGGGAGACAUGUCAGAUAUGUUUUGCCAUGUUCUCGUCAAGGAGGAGGACCGCAAGUAUCACCGUUACUUGUGGCGUGACAUGGAUUCAACAAGACCGCCAGACGUUUAUGAAAUGAAUUGGUUGGUACUUGGUGACAAGUCCUCACCCUGUGAAGCGAAUUUCGCAGUUAUCCGUACGACGGAAGACAACCAGAAUCAAUGGCCAGAAGCUGCAGCCGCAGUCAGGCGAGAUAUCUUCGUGGACGACUUCUACAGUUCCCGCAAUGAUGUGCCGCAGGCAGUUUCCUUGAGAGCUGAUGUCUCAUCGCUGAUGGCUAAGGGUGGUUUUCCUAUGCGAAAGUGGGUAUCCUCUUCACCGGAAGUGCUGGCAACGAUACCAGAAACCGAACGGACUAUCUCGAAUAAAAACUUACAGCAGGGUACUCACCUUGGUCGAGCAUUGGGAGUUUGGUUGGAUGCACAAUCAGACACUCUAGGACUCACUUAUCCACAUGUUGAAAGUCCAUCCACCCAGUCGACAAAACGCUGUAUUCUAGCCAAAUUAGCUGGCCUAUAUGAUCCACGGGGAUGGUCGAGUCCAUUUACGGUACGUGCACAAAUCACCCUGAAACGCACAUGGUCUAAAGGACUAGAUUGGAAUGAACCCUUACCAGCCGACAUCGCAUCUGAAUGGGUUAAGUGGGAAUCCGAGGUGGCAGUACUACGGUAUAUUUACAGUCUGUCAUCAGAAACAUUGACGAGAGAGCUUGUGGUUUUCUGUGACGCUUCAGAAGAUGCCUGCGCAGCUGUCGCCUAUACGCGUGCAGUACUUGUGGACGGUGAAGUCAUAUGUCACCUAGUCAUGGCGAAGACACACCUCAUGUCAUUGAAAACAAUCUCCAUUCCCAGAGGAGAGCUGAUGGGUUGUCAGCUAGCUGUGCGUACGUCUCGUAAAAACCAUCUGCGAAGGGCUGGGUAUGCUUCAUGUUAUAUACUUAUCCGAUUCAACCACGGCGAUAUGGUGGAUCCACGGAGAGCCGUGAAAUCUCCAACCAUUUGUUACGAACCGAGUAGCCGAAGUGAUUUCGGAGAGUGAUCCCGGACGAUAGCAUCACGUAAGAACGGAUAUGAUUUGAAUGUUGCUAACAUUGCAACGAGGGGAGUUGCCGCUAACGACCGCAAGCCAGAAUCACGAUGGAUAAACGGCCAAGAUAUUCUAAAGUCCGAUAAGUCAGCGUUGCCCAUCGACGACAAUUCUGGCCCACCUUCUCCAACCGCCCAGUGGGUCGAGAUUAAAAAGAAAGUGUUAGGAGCAAAGGUGGUUGUGCCAAAGCUUCUUGACCCAGCCGGCUAUUCCAACUGGCUCAAGCUUGUUCGCGUUACAGCAUGGAUCCUGCAGUUCUGUCAUGGCCUGCGUAAGAAAGAUCAGCGGAACGCGGAAGUUCUAAGUGUCGAAGAAUUGGAGGAAGGUGACCUGUAUUGGAUCAAGUCUGCACAACAAGAUCGUUUUUGA